Messenger RNA from Cetraspora pellucida, 386 nucleotides. NCBI's taxonomy places the organism in Eukaryota, Fungi, Glomeromycota, Glomeromycetes, Diversisporales, Gigasporaceae. The record is from the annotation of a GenBank genome assembly.
AUGAAAAUCAAAUACAUGAGUGUAGUGGAUUGAAUGUGAUAAAGAAUAAGAAAUCAGCACUUGAUUAUACGAAGGAGAAAAUAGAAGAGAAUCUUAAUCUGUUGAAGGAUGAGCUUAAUGAACUACGUGAAAAUAUAAGAUGUGCUCUUCAUAUUUCCGUUGCGUCCAAGUGUAAUGAGUUCAUAAAGAAUUUCAAUAAAUGCAGUGGUGAGAUAUGGAAUAAUCCGAUGUUCGCAACAAGUACAUUCUGCAACGAGCAAAAUGAAGGAACUUACAUUACAGAUGUAGUAAGUUUGGCAAGUAAGGCAUACAGAAAUAUUGAAGCAAGUAAAGGGUGGAUGAGAAAGAAGCCUGAUGUUAUGGCAUUAGAGAAGUACAAAGAAUAG